CAAUUUUUGCAUUUUACUGUUAUAAAAAAGUGUAAAUAAAUUAUAGUAACAAAGGGGGCAAGCAAGCCACAUGACCAAAAUGUACGUGUCGAUACUAGUAACCCGAUCAUGGUUAAAACAGUGGACCCUCCACUCCAACGCCAUUAAAGCCACCUUCACAAACUUUACACCACCACCAUAAACUCUGCCGUCGCCUCUCUGCACCGACGGAACAAAACCCUUUUUCUCCUCACAAUUUUUCUCAAACUUGUUGAUAAGUUGCCGGAGAUUCUUGAAGAUAUCAAUUGUUUUUUCCGGAAUUGAGUUAAAAGUAGGGUGUCAAACUACCGUUCGGAUUUCUGAUUAGGAAAUGAAGUCGCCGGAGAUUUACCAGUCCCAAUUUUCAGCUCCCAUGGCGAGGAACAACGGAGGAGGACGGCGGUCGUCGUUGUCGAUCGCUUCCGAUGCUUUCAUCUUCUUCUCCGGCGCCGUGGCCGCUCUGUUACUCGUCUGGACUUUUUCUACUUUCUCAAAUCCUCAACCUCAGCCAACUCCUAAUUUCGAAACACGAAUUCCCGAUCCCAAAUCCUCUGUCAUCGAUAACGCCGGUUGCGCCGGUAGCUCCAGUGGCUUUAACCUCCAAUACGACCCACCCGAUCCGACCUUUUACGAUGACCCGACUAUCGGUUACACCCUCGACAAACCCAUCAAAAAUUGGGAUGAAAAGAGACGAGAAUGGCUGAAACAACACCCUUCAUUCGAACCGGGUUCCGAUGAAAGAAUCCUCGUCAUCUCCGGGUCACAAUCCGGCCCGUGUAGUAACCCGAUCGGCGAUCAUUUGUUAUUGAGGUUUUUCAAGAACAAAGUAGACUACUGCCGGAGACACGGGUACGACAUCUUGUACAACAACGUUUUACUCCACCCAAAAAUGCACACCUACUGGGCCAAAAUCCCGUCGGUUCGGGCCGCAAUGUUGGCCCACCCGGAAGCCGAGUGGAUAUGGUGGGUCGACUCAGACGCCGCCUUCACCGACAUGGACUUCAAGUUACCGUUAAAACGUUAUAAAGAUCACAAUUUCGUCGUUCACGGCUGGCCCAAGCUGAUCUACGAGAAGAAAAGCUGGACGAGCUUAAACGCCGGCGUUUUCUUGAUCCGAAACAGUCAAUGGGCUCUUGAUUUCAUGGAUGUUUGGUCGGGUAUGGGUCCUCAGACUCCGAAUUACGAAAAAUGGGGCRAAAUCUUGAGGGAAACYUGCAAAGACAAGUUUUUCCCCGAAUCCGACGAUCAAACAGGUCUGGUUUAUUUAUUAUUAAAAGAAAAAGAAAAAUGGGGGAAUAAAAUAUACGUGGAAGGUGAGUAUUACUUCGAGGGGUAUUGGUUGGAAAUAGUGGAGACAUUGGAGAACAUAACGGCGAAAUAUAACGGCGUUGAGAGAGAGGUGCGCAGGUUAAGGAGACGGCAUGGGGAAAAGGUAAGCGAUGGCUAUUCUGCGCUGUGGGAGGAGUACUUAAAAGACGCUGGUUUCGGGAAGUUUAGUUGGCGGCGGCCGUUUAUUACUCAUUUUACGGGCUGUCAACCGUGUAGCGGGCAGCAUAACCAGAUGUAUUCUGGGCAGAGUUGUUGGGACGCUAUGCAGAAGGUGUUGAAUUUUGCUGAUAAUCAGGUGUUGCGUAAUUAUGGGUUUGUACAUCGCGAUCUACUGGAUUCGGCCUCUGUCUCACCGUUGCCGUUCAAUUAUCCAGCAUGAUUGAUAACCCCAUUAUGGAUGAGUGGAGACAUAUGCUUACCCCAGUUGGAAAAAGGCAAAAACAUAUGUUUUCCAGUCUAUCG
Molecule: messenger RNA, 1809 nt
Organism: Cynara cardunculus var. scolymus (artichoke)
Lineage: Eukaryota; Viridiplantae; Streptophyta; Magnoliopsida; Asterales; Asteraceae
Product: galactomannan galactosyltransferase 1-like
Exons: 2
Coding region: 350-1726 (458 amino acids)
Cellular component (GO): endosome; membrane; trans-Golgi network
Molecular function (GO): galactosyltransferase activity
Source: RefSeq, a predicted model, not a curated record